GCUCAUUUCAUGACAUCACUAAGACAGAGAAUCGUGUUCUCAUCUUAACAAACUCUGAGUGAGAGCUGACACAUUUCGACGGAAAUACUGAAAGAUAAUUAACCUCUCAUCGCUAAAAGCAGCGACAAAAGCUGCUCAAUCUGAUUUUCAAAGUGAAGGAAACAUGUUCCCGCGAGACUUUGUUUGGGGAGCGGCAACCUCUGCUUACCAAAUAGAAGGUGGAUGGCAGGCUGAUGGAAAGGGGGCGAGUAUUUGGGACACAUUUUGUCAUGAAAAGAGUGGAGUUUUUGAAAAUCAAAAUGGGGACGUAGCCUGUAACAGCUACGAGCUCUGGAAUAAGGAUCUGGAGUGUAUCCAGCAGCUUGGCUUAACACACUACCGCCUGUCUUUUUCUUGGUCCCGCCUCCUGCCUGAUGGGACGCCCAAGAAUGUUAACCAGAGAGGUGUACAGUACUAUAACAGAGUGAUUAAUGACUUACUGGCAUGCAAAGUGUCCGUGAUGGUCACUCUGUACCACUUUGACCUGCCCCAAGCAAUCCAAAACCUUGGGGGCUGGAAGUCACCUGGUGUAGCAGCCCUGUUUAACGACUAUGCCAAGUUUUGCUUCGAAACAUUUGGGGAUCGUGUCAAACUCUGGAUUACUAUCAAUGAGCCACACACGUGUGCCAAACUAGGUCAUGAAGUAGGCCUCCACGCUCCAGGGUUAAAAGAAAAAGGCACUGCGGCCUACAUGGUGGGGCAUAACAUGCUCCGAGCUCAUGCCAUGGCUUGGCACAGCUACAACUCUGUGUACAGAGCAACACAGAAGGGGGAAGUAUCUCUGGCGCUCAACAGCGACUGGUUUGAGCCAUUAGAUCCAAGCUGCCACGAGGACGUCACCUCUGCCGAACGUGACCUCGCCUUCACCUUGGGGUGGUUUGCCUGGCCUAUUUUUGUGACCGGAGACUAUCCGGAUAUAAUGAGAUCUGCCAUAGAAACUCAGUCCAAGAUGAUGGGAUACAGCGGCGACAUGAGACUCCCCAGGUUCUCAAAGGAUGACCCUCCAGUGCUUGGAACAGCUGACUUUUUUGCCCUAAACUACUAUACAUCUCGUAAGGUCACAUCAGGAGGUUGCGGUGACCAGAUGUUAAGUAUGAAGAGGGACUUGAAUGUAGAGGAGGUCUUAGAUCCAUCCUGGCCCGUCUGUGGGGUGUCCUGGCUGGCUGUUGUCCCAUGUGGCUUAAGAAAACUUCUUAAAUAUAUUAAGGAUGUCUUCAACAACCCCAAAGUCUACAUCACAGAGAAUGGCUUCGCUCAGGUUGGCCCAGCGCAAAUCGAGGAUGUAGACCGAUGCGAGUUUUACAAAAGUACCAUCUCGGAAGUGGCUAAAGCUAUGGAAGAGGAUGGGGUGAAUGUCUGUGGCUAUUUUGCAUGGUCACUGAUGGACAACUUUGAAUGGGCUGAUGGAUUCAGCGUUCGUUUUGGCCUGUUCCAUGUGGACUUCUCUGAUGCUGAACUGAGUCGAACCAUCUACCAGUCUGGGCAGGAGUACGCAAAGAUCAUCGCAAAAUCUAAAUCUGCUUCACCCAUAUGAGGAUGAGUUGGCAAAGUUAAUCUAAGUGAUUAUUUAAUGCUGACUAUUGAUGAAACAAUGAGAAACAUUUUACAGCCAUGUAGGCACACAUUUGUUAACCUCUCUUUAAAUGUUGGGCAUUAUAUUAUAAAUAUUUUUAAAUUUGUUUUCUUCAACAGCAAUCAA
Cyprinodon variegatus (sheepshead minnow) is the source of this 1738-nucleotide messenger RNA. Its product is annotated as cytosolic beta-glucosidase-like. Bases 164 to 1573 code for a protein of 469 amino acids. The record is from RefSeq and is a predicted model, not a curated record. Gene Ontology annotation, molecular function: hydrolase activity, hydrolyzing O-glycosyl compounds. Gene Ontology annotation, biological process: carbohydrate metabolic process. The transcript is spliced from 5 exons. NCBI's taxonomy places the organism in Eukaryota, Metazoa, Chordata, Actinopteri, Cyprinodontiformes, Cyprinodontidae.